This is a messenger RNA of Poecilia reticulata (guppy), 1918 nucleotides long. RefSeq names its product PC4 and SFRS1 interacting protein 1a (gene psip1a). Lineage: Eukaryota; Metazoa; Chordata; Actinopteri; Cyprinodontiformes; Poeciliidae. The record is from RefSeq and is a predicted model, not a curated record.
CACGGAUUAUUUCUGUGUCACAGCAAGUGUGGCUUCGACGGGAACAUAAUACAUAUAUGUAAUAUUUGUAGUAUCUGUAAGAGUUUUUUAGUACGAACGUAGUUUAGUAUUUAAAGAAACGGUAGCGUAGUGUUUUUAAAUUAACCGCUGUCCGUCGCCCCCCGGGUUUCCGCAGUGGUUCAGUCCGACGGCGUCCUGCGCGGGAGCGGAAAACGUGCGUCGGCUUUGCGGAAAAGGAGUGUUUUGUUGUACUGAUUAAAUAAUAUCUUCUACAAGCUCCAACCAGCACAUUUUCCUCUCAUAAGAAGCCAACACAGAACGGAGUUUGGUUUCAAAUCCAAGAUGGCCGGAGACUGGAAGCCAGGCGACCUGAUUUUUGCCAAAAUGAAGGGUUACCCUCACUGGCCAGCGAGGAUCGAUGAAGUGCCAGACGGUGCUGUGAAACCGUCCAACAUCAAAUAUCCGAUUUUCUUCUUCGGCACUCAUGAAACAGCGUUUCUUGGACCGAAGGACAUUUUUCCGUACCAACAAAACAAAGAGAAAUACGCGAAACCGAACAAGAGGAAAGGCUUCAAUGAAGGAUUGUGGGAGAUUGAAAACAACCCAAAAGUUGAGCUGACUGCGCCCAAGCCGGUUCCUCCUCCUUCCUUCCUGGAAAAGGAUUUGGAGAGCGGUCCGGAAGGAGAAGAAGACACAGCCGAUAAAGGAGUCAAACCCAAAGUUCCAGGAAAAGAGGCUGAGCAGGAGAAUGAGGAGGAGAAGGAGGAGGAGGAGGAGGAGGAAGGGUCUCUGAUGUCUGAGCAGGGUCCUCAGAUCCAGGAUGUUUCUGCUCAGAAAGAAUCGACUGAUCCCUCAAAACCCAAAAGAGGAAGGAAGAAGAAGGGUGAGCAGGAGAACGAAAAAGACGAAGAUCCUGGAAGCCCCGUUAGUCCAUCAGGUGGAGACGCUCCGAAACGGCGAGGCAGGAAGCCGAAAACCGAGAAGCUGCUUCUGCUGCAGCAGGACCAACACGGCUCCGGGAGCGAAAUGGAGACGAACGAGUCGGAGAAGAAGCGAAAGAGGGCGGCGGAGGACAAGCAGCUGAGCGGAGAGGAGGAGAGGAGGAAGAAGAGGGAGGGCAGCAAGGGGAAGGAGGCGGAGCUAAAGGAGGCGGAGGCCAAGAAGAAGAAGAAGGACAACGGCUCGUCUGGCUCAGAUGACGACGAGAAAAGCAAAGGGAGGAAGAAGCUGCAGAACGCGGAGGCGGAUAAAGACGGGCGGCGCUGGAAAGCCGACGAACCGAGAGAGGCCGACAAAGAAGAUGUGAAGAAACCUGAAGCCGGACCCAAGAAGAAAGAAAUGUCAACUGACCUGAAACUCCAGAAACUCCACAGUGAGAUCAAGAUUUCCCUGAAAAUCGACAACCCUGAUGUGAAGAAAUGUUUGGACGCAUUGGACGAGAUCGGUUCCCUUCAGGUGACGACUCAGCACCUGCAGAAGCACAGCGAGCUCAUCGCCACGCUCAAGAAGAUCCGGAAGUUCAAGGCCAGCCAGGACAUCAUGGACAAAGCCACCAUGUUGUACAACAAGUUCAAGACGAUGUUCCUGGUGGGCGAGGGCGACUGCGUGCUGAGCCAGGUGCUGAACAAGUCGCUCGCCGAGCAGCGGCAGCACGAAGAGGCCAAGAGGGGGGCGCUGAAGAGAGCCGAGCACGUCAAGGACGGCGGCACAGACAAGGUGGCCAACGGCGACGCCAGCCCCGAGGAGAAGAAGACGGACAAGAUGGAGGACGCCUCGACGGGAGAAAACCACAGUCCUCCGAAACUUCAGGAGUCGGCCUGAACCGUCCCGCCGACCCGAAGAAGAGAUUCGCUGCUGUACUGGAACGACGCCCCCUGGUGGACGACGGUUUCCAGGUCUUUUGAAGUGUUGUGUUGCU